AUGCGCCUCCUCCACCUCCACCUCCCGCCGUCUCUCCUCCUCACCACCAUCCUCUUCCUCCUCCUCCACCCCCUCCUCACCACCGCCAAAUUCAGCCCCCUCUGCAUCCGCGUCCUCACCACAUUAACAGGCCGCCCCAACGACAUCUUCACCAAAUUCCAGCGUGAAGUCUGCGACAAGGGAUGCCAACCUACCGUACCGCACUGGGAUCUAUGGACGCGCAACAAUACCUUCCUGCCCGCGGUGCGCAGUCUCAUGGAACAUGUUGAUAACCCGCGGCAGGAGGAGGCGAUGGUGCGGCUGGGCGAUGAUGUAGCAGAUGUGAUCAAGCGACAGUGCGGGCCAUUGUUGCAGGGCAGGGAUAUUUGCUCUGAUGAUGAGACGUUGGCGGCGUUUGGGACGUGCUUUAAGAAGGGGUUUGUGCGGGCGGCGCUGAGUAAUUUGCCGACGUUGUUGCCGUUGGCGAGGGAGGAGGUGUGUCGCGAGCAGUUGGAGUGGUUGAAGAAGGAUGAGUUGUGGGAGGUGAUUAUUCCGGGGAAGAUGAGGGAGUAUGCGGGUGUUUGUAGGAGGUUGGGUGGGGGGUUUGGGGGGAUGGGGGUGGUGGGGGUGGAGGAGUUGUUGGGGGUGUAG
Messenger RNA from Aspergillus tubingensis, 630 nucleotides. RefSeq lists its product as uncharacterized. The transcript has a single exon. NCBI's taxonomy places the organism in Eukaryota, Fungi, Ascomycota, Eurotiomycetes, Eurotiales, Aspergillaceae. Bases 1 to 630 code for a protein of 209 amino acids. The record is from RefSeq and is a predicted model, not a curated record.